GUUAUUCUAAAAGCUGGGAAGUGUGCAGUCAGCUUGGGCAAUCAGAAGGCUACCAGGAUUUGGGUAUGCGUCAGGAACUCAUGGCUUUUGCUCUGACGCACUGUCCCCCAAGUGCCAUAGAGGCGCUGCUGGGAGUGAGCAGCUCGUUGCAAACCCAGAUUCUUUAUCAGGCUGUGAAUUAUCAGUUCCUUCCUUCAGAAGGAGGUGAGAAUAUGAAUAUCUCAGGACCUGCUUCAUUGAUCAGUAAGGAUUCAGAGGAUGAAACCAGUGUCUCCUCUGGCCAGUCUGCUGAUCUGUUGUACUGGACCACAUCAAAAACCAUGAAGGUGUUGUCUAACACAACUACGACUACAAAAGCCAUGCUGCAUGCUGUCAGUGAUGGACAGUGGUGGAAGAGAUCAUUAACUUAUCUUCGACCAUUACAUGGCCAAGAACUUGGAGAUGUAUUAAAAAGUGGGCCUGGACAAAAUGCCGCUGUGGAAAAGCAAGGCUGUCAUCCGUUUUAUGAAUCUCUAAUUGCCGAUCCAUAUGUUGCAGAAUCUGAAAUCAGCUAUGGCACAUACCAGAACAAUUCUUUGGAAAGCUUUGCGGAAGUAUUGCUGAGAACAGAGAAACUAACAGAAACAAAGAGUGAAGGGAAAGACCUACUUCCUACUACAGAAGUUCUGCUACAGCUGGCAGGUGAUGCUUUACCGAAUGAUAUGGCCUUGUCUCUUGCCUAUCUGCUUGCACUGCCACAGGUGGUAGAUGCCAGCAAAUGCUUUGAAAAGCAAUUACAUUCUGCGUUAUCUCUCCAGCUGGCAAGUUAUUACUAUAGCCUGCAGAUCUACGCUCGUUUGGCACCAUGUUUCAAGGACAAAUGCCACCCUCUCUACAGGGUGGAUCCAAAAGAGCUGAUUCAGAUGGUCACAAAGCAUGUUACUCAGUAUGGCUCUACAGACUGGCCCGAAGAAAUUGCAGCUUUGAUAAAGCAGCUGCAUUACUACAAUGAACGUCUGCUGGAUUUCACUCAGGCUCAGAUUCUGCAAGGACUUGGCAAAGGGGUGGAUGUGCAGAGGUUUACAGCAGAUGGACAGUACAAGAGAGAGACAAUACUAGGAUUGGCAGAAACACUUGAAGAAAAUGUCUACAAGAUUGCUGUUUCUUUGGCUCAGCGAUACAAUGUUCCACUUUGGGAAGUUUAUAUGACCCAUCUGGAAUUUUUAUUCACCGACAGUGGGUUAUCAACUCUGGAAAUAGAAGAAAGAGCACAAAGCCUGAGUCUCUUUGAGACUUUGAAAACCAAUCCUGAAACCUUAUAUGAACACAUGGUUAAAUAUGUUUACUCAAGUAUUGAAGGCACAGAUCACCAGCGGUUGCUUUAUUAUUUUACUCUCCUUGAAAAUUGUGGUUGCUCGGAAGUGGUGAAGCACACUGUUAAACCUGAAACUCACAUCCGACUCUUGAAAAAAUUCAAAGCAGUUGCACCAGGUUUGAAUUACAAAAAGCUAACAGAUGAAAAUGAAAACCCUCUGGAAACACUGCAGCCCGUUCUUACAAGUCAAAAUAUCCUGUCUAUUUCCAAACUGGCUCCUAGAAUUCCUAAUAAAGAUGGCAGCAUGCUGUCACCAAGCUCUGUUUAUACUGUCUGGCUACAAAAAAUGUUUUGGAAUGGCGAUCACCAUCUCAUUAAAAAACCACCAGAAACCAUGGAUGAGUGGCUACAUGCAUAUGAUAUGUGUUCAAAGUACUUGGACAGACUUGAUCCAGAUGAUAUUGUCACUUUUAUUGAUGAAAUUACCUUUUCCUCAAAAGCUGUCACAAAGCUGCCAGUUGAAGCCAGGAUGGAAGUGACUAAGAGGGCUACUAAGGCAGUCAAACAUCUUUCUGAGAAGUCAAGAAAAAAACCUUGUGAGAGUGGCAUGGAAGGUGCCAAAAAUCCAUCUGUUGCUUAUGAAGAAACUCUGAAUCACUUGCAGCAAUCUCUUGCUCAUCUGGAAACACUCACUCAUAGUUUUAUCACUUCCCUGAAAAACAGUGAAGAGGUUACACUGCAGAAGUAUGGCUAUUUCUAUGAUUUGUCAAGGUCAGAGAAAGAAAAAAUCCAUGAGCAAGCAGUAGCUAUGUGUAUAGAUGGUCAGCCCCUGGACAUGAUACAGCAGUUGUUACAUGUGGCUGUUGGAGAUCUUGGUCUUUCUCCCAAGGGUAUUGUCCAAUGUGCUAUUAAAAAAAUCGUAUCUAUAUUAAGUGGAAAUGAUGGCUCAUCUACAUUAAUGAAAGAUCCACUUGGUAUCCUAGAAGGCAUCGUUUCUGCAGUGCAUGCAAGUGUCGAGAAAGGGGAGAAAGUAGUCUCUUCAGAUGACCUUCUGGAGUGGCUGAGACCUUUCUGUGGUGAUGACUCUUUAGCUGUGAAGCCUCGCAUCGAAGUAUUGCAAAUCCUGGAGCAAGCCUUCCAUCUCAGUGAUGAGGAUAGCAAGCUACUUGUCUACUUCAGGACACAAGCUGUUCUCAAAGCUUGCUGGCCUGAAACAAAGGUAGAGAUAACAGAUGUUGAAAAUGAAGAAAAAAGAUAUGAUCUGUUCCUGAGACUUCUAGAGUCAAGUCACAGCCCAGCUGAGUUUCAGCACUUGGUUUUACUCCUUCAAGCUUGGCCACCGAUGGACAUGAGCAACGGAUCUCGCACAGAUGAUAAUCCUUGGGUGAAACUGGGGACUGUUAUGCUACAGAGAUGCCCACCUGAGGAAAAGGAGAACACAGGAAAUGAAAUUUUGAAAAUCUGCCGCUCUUUGUAUGACACAAAGCACAUGCUCCCUGUAAAGUGUAUAAAAGAAUUAUGUUUGCUGCUGCUUAACCAACCUCUCCUGCUGCCAUCCUUGAAACUGCUGGUAGAAAGCAAAGAUCAAGAUCUUCAUGCUGUGGCAUUGGAGCAGAUAACAGCUGUUGCUAAGGUUGAUGAUUCCAAUUGUGAUGCUGAAAUACUUUCCUUGCUCCUUGAUGCCAAGUUAGUGGUGAACUGCAUAUCCACUGCCUUCUAUCCGCGCCUUAUUGACCACUUGCUGGCUGACCAGGGAGAAGGAGGCUGGGAUAUAGAGGAAAUAGCUAAACAACUUAAAGAAGCCGGGUUCAAUGCAGAGGCCGGGUCCCUCUUAAUGACUCAUCGACGGACUCAUCCUGCACUCAGGACUUUUACCACUGCCCUCCAGGCUAUUCAGCAUUGGAUCUAA
Molecule: messenger RNA, 3203 nt
Organism: Mesitornis unicolor (brown roatelo)
Lineage: Eukaryota; Metazoa; Chordata; Aves; Mesitornithiformes; Mesitornithidae
Product: neuroblastoma-amplified sequence-like
Exons: 19
Biological process (GO): retrograde vesicle-mediated transport, Golgi to endoplasmic reticulum
Cellular component (GO): Dsl1/NZR complex; endoplasmic reticulum membrane
Molecular function (GO): SNARE binding
Source: RefSeq, a predicted model, not a curated record